UCCUGAAGCCUGUCAGCUAAAGCACAUGGACAACUACCUAAAUGGUCAGAGAGAGAGUGUGUAUGUGCCUAUGAGGAGGGGACUGUAUUUCCAUAGACACCAUUACUUUUAUUUUGCCUGUUUGUUUCCCUGGAAACAAGGGGCAGUCUUGAAUAUAUUAGUUGUCCCCCAUGAAUACGAUGAAGGAGGAUUCAGCACACGCUGAACAUAGCAGGCAGGGGAAUAUCAAAUGGCCAGUAAGCACGACUGGCAUGAAGUUUAGUCUCAGCUUGCACACCUACAAGAGUGACUGCCAAUGAAUGGUUUCUUGCAAGAGGCACGGGGGAGAGCUAAAAAUCAUUCCAGUACAGUGCAAAGUGGAAAUCCACUUGCAAGAAAAGAAAAGUGAGCUUUAACAAUAUGUGAUGGCAGACAGAGGUCUGGCAUCAGUGAAUGGAAGUUCCCCUGAUCUGCAGGAUUACAAAUGGAAAAGUAGAUGCAGAAAAGAUCAGCUAAGAAGGAAACUAUUUUUUUCAAGAAGUUCUGUCUGAAGGCAGUCUGAAACUAUUUGUACAUUUCUGGCAAAUCCAGGGAGGGGAAAGACUCUUGACUCCGUUCCUUCCCUAUCAGAGGACGCUUUGCUCCCGAGAUGAACAGAUCACUGGCCCUGCUAAACUCUUCGGGGAGCAGUGAGAGCAACAGUUGGCAGCUGAUCUCUGUAAUCAUUCCCUUGGCGUACUCUCUGAUUUUCCUAGUAGGCACCGUGGGCAACUCUCUGGUCCUGGCAGUGCUGCUGAGAAAUGGGCAAGUGAACAAUACCACCAACCUCUUCAUCCUCAAUCUAGGGGUGGCUGACCUGUGCUUCAUUGUCUUCUGUGUGCCCUUCCAGGCCACCAUCUACAGCCUGGAUGAUUGGAUCUUUGGCCCCUUCAUGUGCAAAGCAGUGCAUUUCUUCAUCUACCUGACUAUGUAUGCCAGCAGUUUCACUCUCACAACUGUCUCCUUAGAUAGGUAUUUGGCUAUAAGGUAUCCUUUGCAUUCGAGAGAACUAAGAACACCCAGAAAUGCUCUCACAGCAAUUUGCCUCAUUUGGGGUCUUUCAUUCAUCUUCUCUGGACCGUAUGUCAGCUACUACAAGGAGUUUCAGAUUGCCAAUGUUACUGUCUGUCAUCCCAUCUGGGAAGUUUCACAGCGGAAAAUUAUGGACCUCUGCACGUUUGUCUUCAGCUAUGUCAUCCCAGUGUUGAUCCUCAGCCUCACCUACCUGAGGACUAUCCGCUAUCUCUGGACAUCUGUGGAUCCCAUGAAAGUCAUGUCUGAUUCCAAGAAGAGUAAACGUAAAGUCACUCGGAUGAUCAUCAUUGUGGCUGUUCUCUUCUGCCUUUGCUGGCUGCCCCACCACUUGGUCAUCCUCUGUUUUUGGUUUGGUUAUUUCCCCUUCAACAAUGUUACCUAUGUGCUCAGGGUCCUGUCUCACCUAAUCUCAUAUGCCAAUUCCUGCGUCAAUCCUAUUGUCUAUGCCCUGGUAUCCAAGCAUUUCCGCAAGGGAUUCAAGAAGAUCUUCAGUUGCCUGUUGCAUAAAAGAGUGACCAACAAAGUUCAUGUAGCACAUGUGACUCACACAGUUAGUACUUUGGAAGGAGAUUUGACAGAGGCAAUACAUGUCAAUGAGCCUGUACAUACAGGAGCUUCUACCUGCUGUCAGAUCCUAGUUCAGACAUGGGAUAAGGCAGAACAGCUGAGCUGUCAAGAGAAAGUUACCAACUCUUCCAUCACUUUCAAUGUCACCUAGGAUAGUUCUUGCAGUAGUGGGUUCCAGUCAAAGAAGGAUUGCUAUAAU
Molecule: messenger RNA, 1819 nt
Organism: Candoia aspera
Lineage: Eukaryota; Metazoa; Chordata; Lepidosauria; Squamata; Candoiidae
Gene: GALR2
Product: galanin receptor 2
Exons: 2
Coding region: 629-1771 (380 amino acids)
Biological process (GO): G protein-coupled receptor signaling pathway
Cellular component (GO): plasma membrane
Molecular function (GO): G protein-coupled receptor activity
Source: RefSeq, a predicted model, not a curated record